Messenger RNA from Rosa rugosa (rugosa rose), 617 nucleotides. RefSeq names its product dirigent protein 5-like. Bases 1 to 546 code for a protein of 181 amino acids. NCBI's taxonomy places the organism in Eukaryota, Viridiplantae, Streptophyta, Magnoliopsida, Rosales, Rosaceae. The record is from RefSeq and is a predicted model, not a curated record. The transcript has a single exon.
AUGGCAACUUUUGUAGAAAAAAUUUGUUUCAUCAUUUUGAUCCUCAUUGCAUUCCAAUCUGUUUCGGCAACGAAACAUUCAAUCAUAGAGUCGAAACCAUGCAAGAGGUUCGUGCUCUAUUACCACGACAUCCUUUUCAAUGGCACUGAUGUGGCAAAUGCUACAUCUGCUAGGGCAGCAAAUGGGACGGGGCUCGGCAACUACCAGUUUGGUAUGCUGGUUGUCUUCAAUGAUCCUCUGACCAAAGACCACCAUCUUCUGUCUCCUGCCGUCGGAAGAGCUCAAGGCUUCUUUUUCUAUGACAUGAAGGACGACUACACUGCCUGGUUUGCCUACACUUUGGUGUUCAACUCGAGCGAGCACAAGGGUACACUCAAUAUCAUGGGGGCGGAUUUGAUGUAUGCCGAGACUAGGGAUCUUUCAGUGGUUGGAGGAACGGGAGAUUUCUUCAUGGCUAGAGGGAUUUGCACAUUCAAGACUGAUACUUUUCAGGGUGCCAACUAUUUUCGUCUCCAAAUGGACAUCAAGUUGUAUGAAUGUUAUUAACUAGUCUACUAUAUGAUAGCAUGCUACAUAGCUUGCUUAUGGCUGAUAUACAACAUGCACUCCUUCUCAUA